CAUUACUUGCCAAUCCAUCGAUGCAGUCGUAUUCAAUGAUAAUAGUGAAAUUUGUUAAAUUUUAAAGUGACUUUAAAAUUUUAUUUUCAUUCAAAUUUUUUUGAAUAUUCAAAAUAUGCUAAAACCAGUUUGAGCAAAUUACUAUCGUUCGUUCCUAAUUUAAAUUUGAAAUUCAAAAUUCUUAUAUUUUAUGUAAUGUAUUCAAAUAUAAUUAUUUUGUAAGAAAUUCAAGAAUUCAAUUCGCUUAGACAAAAUAUAUUUAUUAACCCCUUAUGAAUCAAGUAAUAAAAACAUUUGAUGAUGUUUGAAUUGCAUGGUAAAAUUAAUUGAAAACAACGAAUUAAUUUGCAAAUCGAACGACAUAAUACCGGCGGUCUAAUUAAAAUUUUCAUGCACGGAAAACUGUAUUUUCAAUAAAUAUAGCUACGAGUUAUUUUUUUUAUAAAAAUAAUAUUUUGCCUGAAACUAUUCUUGACAUACGAAAAUGAGGCGUCACAUCGUGUUUUACGGCUGUUCGGAUGAUGAAGACGUUUGCAACGUGAUGUCGAACUAUCAAAAUGUUAGACGCGAGUCGAAAAUGAUUGUUCUAAGAAGAUCGUUCCACUCUGUGACGGAGAAGAGAUCUCAGAACAAUGAUUGUGGCGAGAACAGCGUCACGAUAGUAACAGAAAAGAAAAUUGAAGACGACGGCUCAGAUUCGUCCAGUGGAGAGAAUGUCGAAAUUGAAGACAAAACCCUGCCCAUCGUAGGACCUCCAGCAUUAGUAACUUCAGAAGAAGGUCACGCAGCCCAGUGCACUUGUCCGAACUGCGAUGAACUUCUAUCCAGAUUCUCUGAAUGCAGUAUUUGUUUAGAACCCUUACAGUGCUGUGGGCCGUGCGUUUGCCCGUGGUGCGGGGGUGUGUGGUGCGCGCGGUGCUCACGACGCAUGUCAAGGUGUGCAUGGUGCCGAGGUUCUUUGAGGGCACCGGCAGCGCCCUGUCUAGCACUUCAAAGGCUCGUCAACGAUCUGAUGUUACCGUGCAGGAAUUACAGACGCGGUUGCACAGAACUACUGACAGCAAUCACAAGAGUCAAACACGAAGAAGAGUGUAAGUUUGAUACGAUGAUGUGUCCCAUCACCGCGAACUGUUGCUCGGUUCCAUUCGAAGAACUCUCCAGUCACCUUCAGUCCACGCACAACAUCAUUGCGGUAUACUCGCAGAAGAUAAAAAUAUUAAUAGAAAACUUCCAAACGAAACUGAAGAAGACAGCUUGCUGUCGAACGAAAUAUAAAAUAAUACUGCUGCAUCAGAAAAGCGCUUUCGUAAUCAAAGUAUGCAUUUACAAUUACCACGUCAAAGUUGAAGUUAUGAGGAGGAAGCUAGGUUAUAUUGCCGAUGUUAAAUCGGAAACGAAAAAAAGCGAAUACUGCGCUUUAGUAGAAUUCCAAAGUAAAGCGCUGAGUACUAAAUCGGCCAUUUUAAUAGAAAACGAGGCUUACGGGAAAAAAGCUGAAGUGCAAUGGAGCGAUGUGAUCAUGAAAGCUGAAAACGAUGAAGCUAUCACGAUACACGUAAACAUCGGAAAAUCAGAUACAGAUAUGCUAAGGAAAGAUUGUCGUGAAUCGACGUAGCGAAUUAUUUGUAGAUUUAGAAUAUAAGCCAAUAAUUUAGGUGAAAAAUUUUUCAGAUAUACCAACGAUGACUCAAAAAUUUCGGAUCAUACGAGUAAUGUUUAACUUUAACUCUGAUCCUAUUAAAUCAAACAUCCACAGUAUUGAAUUCAAUCCUUGAUAUAGCCGUAUCUAUCCAAUAAAAACUUAUCCAAUAAACUUUGCUAACUCCAUAUUAUCCAGCUCUUUGUAAUAUUUGAGUUCACAUUAAAAUGUAAAUUCAAUUAAUUUCCUUUGUUACAUAACAUUACUACAGUCUACAGAAAAUUGGUUACGUAUUGUAAUUGUUUUAAUCUAAACUUUGUGUUCUUAGAAAACGGUCUCAUUAGACUAAUGAUGGUCUCAUUCCGUGUAGUUUUUUUUUAAAAUGGUUACAUAUUUUUACAAUGAAUAUAAUAUAGCCCAUUUAGAAAUAUUUGGCAUUGGCCUACUAUGACUGAUGUACAUUAAAUUAGUAUUAAAUAUAUUUAAGAUGUUUUAACUAGUAACAAAGUAAGACAAAUAAAUGUUAUUUUGAUAAGGUU
Messenger RNA from Bombyx mori (domestic silkworm), 2178 nucleotides. RefSeq lists its product as uncharacterized. The transcript has 5 exons. Bases 485 to 1615 code for a protein of 376 amino acids. Lineage: Eukaryota; Metazoa; Arthropoda; Insecta; Lepidoptera; Bombycidae. Gene Ontology annotation, cellular component: cytoplasm. The record is from RefSeq and is a predicted model, not a curated record. Gene Ontology annotation, molecular function: ubiquitin protein ligase activity; zinc ion binding.